This is a messenger RNA of Pollicipes pollicipes, 756 nucleotides long. RefSeq names its product protein ABHD14B-like. The transcript has 5 exons. The record is from RefSeq and is a predicted model, not a curated record. Gene Ontology annotation, cellular component: cytoplasm. NCBI's taxonomy places the organism in Eukaryota, Metazoa, Arthropoda, Thecostraca, Pollicipedomorpha, Pollicipedidae. Bases 1 to 756 code for a protein of 251 amino acids.
AUGACGGCGUGGCGUCGUCGGGAACGCGUUGAGUCUCGAGCUGGCGCCGCUAGGAGCGCUGCCAUCGACCUCACUGUUGGCCAGCUGCCCAGCCUCAGUGUGGACGAGAUUACGGUGAAAACCGGAGAAGUCUCGGUUCAGGGUGUGGACGUGCACUACGCGGUGGCACUGCCCGAGGCGCCGCCGGCGGACGGCUUGACAUUCCUGCUGCUGCACGGCUCCCGCUUUUCGUCGGCCACGUGGCAGGAGAUGAAGACGCUGCGCACGCUGGCCGCGCUCGGCUACACGGCCGUGGCCAUCGACCUGCCUGGCGCCGGCUUCUCCAAAUCGCGGUCGCGCGGCAGCCUGCCGGCCGACGCCAGCCGCGCCGGCUUCCUGGCGGCCGUGCGCAGCGCGCUGGGCCUGAGCGGGCGCACGGUGCUCGUGUCGCCCUCGCUCUCGGGCGAGUUCUCGCUGCCGCUGCUGGCCGAGCAGCCCGGCUGGCUGGCCGGCUUCGUGCCCGUGGCGCCGGUCGGCACCGAGAAGCUUUCAGCUGAGCAGCUGCGCGCCAUCCGGGUGCCGACCGCCAUCGUGUACGGCUCAGAAGACCGCGGCCUGGGCGCCGCGUCGCAGCGCGCGCUCUCGGCCAUCCCGACGUCGACGGUGGCGGUGAUCCCUGGCGGCGGGCACCCGGCGUACCUGCACGACCCGGCGCUCUGGCACCGCGUGCUGCACAACUUCGCCCAGAGCCUGGCGCAGCUGGCCGCCCAGGUUUAG